AUGGCUAAUCAACCACCACCAUCUGGGUUUCCAGUCCCGCCUGGCUUGCCGCCUUGGUUGAUCCCGCCAGGAUAUCCUCCAAAUCCCAAUUAUCCUACACAAACCCCUCAACAACCAGCCCAAAAUCCUAACGAUAUGUCAAAUUUCAACGCAUGGUUACCUAUGAUGGCACCAGGCGCUGUUGGUGAACACACUUUAUUCUACCCUCCCCCCUUUCAUAUCCAGAAUCACUUGAACUCUGCACAAUUCAACCCUUUCUUGCCUCCUCUUCCCUUCCCACCCACCCAGAAUUUUAACCCAUCUGCAACAGCAUUUCGACCAGCUGAAACUGUGCAAGACAAGGGUAAAUCCAAAGCGCAACGGAAGCGUCAUCAUCAAAAACUUAAUGCGCCGAGCCCCAACCCCUCGGACCCUAAUAUCGAAGAAGGCGAAGUGAUUGAAGAGAAAGGUACUGCAUCAAAAAGUGAGGCUAAGACGAAGGAUUUCAUUGAAUCGUCUCCUAAUCAUCACUCGCUCCCUGCCCGUCCACUGGACCGACAGGUGGUUGAUAAGGGUGCCAAAGAUCACAAUCUGUCUUCUCGUCAUUCUGACCAGGAAGAGGGUGAGUGUUUUUCGCAAAGCUCACCUUCUAACGGCAAGAUGAGUGAAUCGCCAUAUAAUCCACCCUCGUCCGUUUCUGCAAACACCAGUCCCCCAGAAGCGACGGAUGUCGUCCCGUUUGGUACUCCAGAAUAUGAUCAUGCUUUUCAUGUUAGAGUUCAGGCGAAGGGCGCUUUGCUUAGUUUAUACCCUCACGGAAUUCGCUAUGAUGAAAUGGUUGGCGAAGGCGUCGAUGCUACCAUCUUGGCUCGUCUUUAUGCGGAUGUUGGUCUGAAAAUAACCCCGCCACAGGCCAAGAAAAUAUACACAACCACAGAAACCGGCAAGCCAUCCGAUAACCAGUCGUCUGUUGUUAUCCCUCACCAGAAUCAAUUUUCAAAUCAGCAAGCUCAAACACAUUCCCCUGCCACAUCCACCAAAGCCCCGAACAAGCCAACCCCUGUUGCACCUCAUCCUGUUGAAUCUGUCGCAGCGCCUCAAACUGAUUCAGGAAAGCCCAUGGAGCGAAAGGACUUCAUUGCCAAAAUGCUAGCCGCCAAUGCUGCCAAGGCUUUAGCGUCGAAACAAUUGCCAAAGGACACCAACUCCGUCAUCACAUCAGUCGCCCCUUCUACCUCUGCAACUUCUUCUGUUGGCGCUCAGGUAAAGGCGGCUGAAGCACCUGUGCAGGCGCCUAUUAGAGAAAAGAACCAAGCCCAGACUGAGUUGGCUAGACAGCGAAUGCAAGAGCUCCAGCUGAAACUCCAGCGGAAAGCUCAACAAUCUAGCCAACCUGAAAUGAGAACUGCUGACGAAAACCAAGUCUCACUUCCUUCUGUACCCCCGACACCUCCGAAGAUGCAAUUUCCACUCCCUGUUCGCCCCCAAAGUCUCCAUUCUGCUGACUCCACAUCGAUCCCAGGGCUCUUCUUGACGGAAUCGAUGCAGGAACUGCAUUUGAAGGAACCAACUGUUGGUAUUCAACAACUACCCAUUAACACUACGCCCGUGUCCCGAACGUCUCAGCGUAAACGGCCGAUAGCAGCAGAUUUCGAUCAGCCAGCUCCCGCUUCGAAGAGGCAACUGGCAUUUACUCGCGAAGUCGGUCGUUCGAGUUCAGCGUCUCGUCUUGUCAUUGACAUCAGUGAUGACGAGUACUUUGAGGAUGACGAGGAGGGGUAUCCCAUGGAUUUGAGUCCACCUCCCGAGGGCCCUGAUGAAGGCAUGAAAUCAAACAACUCAAUAUCGCCUCCAGUGAAAGGAUCUCCUGCUUUGACUCCACAUGAAGUGGAGCUUGCGAACUUGCGCCGCAGGCUUGCGGAGGCUGAGAAGAGGCAGGAAGAGAAGAGACAGGAAGAGAAGAGGCAAGAAGAGAAGAGGCAAGAAGAGAAAAGGCAAGAAGAGAAGAGGCAAGAAGAGAAGAGGCAAGAAGAGAAGAGGCAAGAAGAGAAGAGGCAAGAAGAGAAGAAGCAAGAGGAGAAACUGGCUUUCCUGCGAGCUAGAAUACCUGCCACCUAUGCACCGCAUCCAUCGGCCAAAGCACCUGUUACUCCAUCAAAUGUCAAUUUAGGUUCGCUGAGUGACAAUGCGACCAACGAUCCUGAGCAGCCCGCCGUGGAGGUAACUCUUCAAUCGGUGCAGGAUGGUGUCGGUUUCAAACCUGCUUCCGUGCCAAAUGUUGCAAUCGAACAAGCUCCCACAGUCUCUGAGAAGCAAUCAACCUCGACUCACCCACUCGAAUCAACACCCGCACAAACCGAGACGCAGAUAACCCCAACAAUCCCGCCCCGCCUUCUCCCUGAGCAUCCUCUCCCUGAGCGACCAGAGUUACCCAUUUAUCAAAAGACCUUGUCGGAGAAAUCUGGUCAUGAGGAUAUUAAUGCCGAAGAACAUGGUUCUCAAUCAUCUGUGGAUCUGGAUGUGGCUAUGAAUCUCGAGUCUCAUAACACCGGAAAUCAGGCCAUCAUGGUUGAAGAAAAGUCUACAGAAUCGCUUAUGGAUAUGCCGUCAGAGUGUCGUGACACUGAAAUUCAAGUUGCCACCAUGACUCAGGAGCCGUCCGCAGAUUUGGAUACUGAUAUGGAUAUGGAUAUGGAUAUGGAUAUGGAUAUGGAUUCGGACUCAGAUUCAGAUUCUUACGACCCCGGAAACACUGACAGCAUGGUUGAAGAUCCAACCGCGAUUGGAUCAAGUGGCGACUCGGAUUCAGACUAUUAUGAGCCCGAACAGUACAUCGAGUCUGAAAGGGUAUUUGAUAGUUCUCGUGAUUCAUCCGCAGAUUCGGAUGCUUAUGAACCCCCGGAACCUGCCACUGGUUCAAAUGCUUACAAAUUUCAAAACAGCCAUAUUUCUUCAGAUGCUAAGACAGGGAAUCGUGUACCCUCGCCGGCCGGAUCCUUGCCCGAUCAACUAUCAAUGGACGCUUCCCUGGUGUCAAAUAAGUCACCAAAAUCUGAUCUUCAGCUCGGUGUAAUUAUUACAUUUCCAUGUCUAUCUAUUUUCAUUUUCAAGUACUAA
Messenger RNA from Penicillium taxi, 3096 nucleotides. RefSeq lists its product as uncharacterized. Lineage: Eukaryota; Fungi; Ascomycota; Eurotiomycetes; Eurotiales; Aspergillaceae. Bases 1 to 3096 code for a protein of 1031 amino acids. The transcript is spliced from 2 exons. The record is from RefSeq and is a predicted model, not a curated record.